This is a messenger RNA of Asparagus officinalis (garden asparagus), 639 nucleotides long. RefSeq lists its product as uncharacterized. Lineage: Eukaryota; Viridiplantae; Streptophyta; Magnoliopsida; Asparagales; Asparagaceae. The record is from RefSeq and is a predicted model, not a curated record. The transcript has 2 exons. Bases 8 to 412 code for a protein of 134 amino acids.
CAUACGGAUGACGAAUAUAGUUAGCGUUCACAGUAGUAACUCGAACUCGAUCCCUGAGCGCAUCCCAAGCUUGGUUCACGAGCCUAAACGCAGCCUCAGCAGCAGCGUUCAGAUUCCUGUCAGGAUUCGUCAGGUCGCAGAGUUCACGAUGCUUGUUCUUGACAACCUCGAAGCAGUCGGUGGAGUUGGAUCCGAGAACAGCAUGCCACAACGAGUCGUUCCUCGGCAUGCAGCCAGCGAUGAGGACGACGCGGAGGGCGACGAUGAAGUUGGAGAGGUGAGGGAGGGAUGGGUAGAGACAUUGCGCUUUUUUCGCAAGUUGGAUUGCGCCCAAUACGUCAUCGGAUUUGAAUCUUUCCUCGGCUUCUGCCAUAGAUUUCUUGGCUUCUUCUUCUCGGCGGAACUCCAUUGAGAUGAAGAAAAGGGAGGGAAGAGAUGAUCACGAGAGACAAACAGGCAUCAAGGGUAUUUAUAUGAGCACUAAAAUUUGGGAUCGGUUAGGAUUCUUUCAAUCAAAGCAUAAACUAGAAUUAAAUUCCUGACAAAGUUCGGAUAGAGAAUUUGAAGAUAACUUGAUAUCUAUCUUAAAAAAAAAUAAAAAAAAAAUCCUUGAAACUGUCAGUUUAUGAAACAAGUACA